GGCAUGAUGGUGCGCUGCUGCCGCACCUACGAGGAGGUGUGCGAGGGCGACGUGGGCAAGGUCAUCAAGCUGGACAGGGACGGGCUGCACGACCUCAACGUGCAGUGCGACUGGCAGCAGAAGGGCGGCACGUACUGGGUCAGGUACAUCCACGUGGAGCUUAUCGGCUACCCUCCGCCGAGCUCGUCUUCUCACAUCAAGAUCGGCGAUAAAGUGCGGGUCAAGGCCUCCGUGACCACCCCGAAGUACAAGUGGGGAUCCGUGACUCACCAGAGCGUGGGCGUCGUCAAAGGUACCAGGUUCCAGGUGCCCCGUUUCUCUCACUGACGUCAAGUUGGUGUUCAUGUUUUCAU
Tupaia belangeri chinensis (Chinese tree shrew) is the source of this 353-nucleotide messenger RNA. RefSeq names its product E3 ubiquitin-protein ligase HERC2-like. The transcript has 2 exons. Lineage: Eukaryota; Metazoa; Chordata; Mammalia; Scandentia; Tupaiidae. The coding region runs from base 4 to 327 and encodes 107 amino acids. The record is from RefSeq and is a predicted model, not a curated record.